AUGUCAAGCCCGUUCGGCGAUGGCGGGCACGACUGGUUCAUCAAGUGCUACCCGAACGGCGUUCCGGGAGGGGCGGGGAACCAUAUGUCCCUCUUCCUCAUGCACGACAGCCACGCCAAGGCCGGCGAUGCCACGGCGGCUUACAAGAUGAGCAUACUCGACAAGGCCUUGAAACCAUCGUGCACUAAAUUCGAACAUGAGCGCCACUUCAGGGGUGAUGGAUGGGGCUGGACAGAGUUCAUGGGGCUCCAAGAUCUGGACAGGGACAAGUACCUUGUGGAAGACUGUCUGUCCAUCCUCUGCGACGUCAUCACCGCCGACGGGCUGCGUGCUGCGGCGGAGCAGCCGCCUCCGCCUCCGCCGUUCGACUUGCGCGGCUUGCAACUCGUGGAAGCCAUCUGGAACAGGGAGACGGCGGACGUGACGAUCCACCUCGGGGACGGAGAGACGAUCGCGGCGCACCGGUGGGUGCUCAAGGCCCGGUCACCCGUCCUCAAGGCGGAUCUCGCCCUCGCCUCGAACAACGCCACCGCUGACCAUCUACGCCUGCUCGUGAACGACAUGGACGCCGACGUGUACAAGUCGCUGCUCCGGUUCAUCUACACCGACUCACAGCCCCCCGAGCUCGAGACGGCGUCGCCAAAGAAUGUGGAGCGGCCGCUCUACGCAGCGGACAGGUUUCAGCUGGAAAAGCUGAAGCUCCUCUGCGUGGAGGGACUGUGCAAGAAAAUCGACGCCAGCUCCGUGGCGGCCGCCCUGGCACUGGCCGAGUGGCACGGCUGCCCGACGCUGAGGGAGGCGUGCUGGCAGUUCCUCGUGAAGAACACGCCGACACAUGAGCAACCAAUCAGUACCAAUGUAUUUUGA
Triticum turgidum subsp. durum (durum wheat) is the source of this 867-nucleotide messenger RNA. The record is from the annotation of a GenBank genome assembly. NCBI's taxonomy places the organism in Eukaryota, Viridiplantae, Streptophyta, Magnoliopsida, Poales, Poaceae.